AUGGGCGAUCGCUCACGCUCAAGAUCCCCCCGAAAGAGGAGGGACUCUAGAUCGGAACGCAAUGAUAGGGAGCACCGUGACCGCAGCGACCGGAACCGACGACACUCGAGUAGCCACCGCGAUCGCGACGACAGGGACCGCGAGAGAAGGCAUAGCUCGCAAUCCACAAACGACAGGCGACAUAGCCGCAGCGAUCGAGGUGAUCGCGAUCGGAGUCCCCGGCAACGAGACCGAAGUCGAGACCGUGAUCGAGACCGCGACCAUCACCGGUCCCAUCGCUCCCAUCGCGACGACCGCGAUCGAGAGCGUUCUCAUCGAUCCCGGCGCGAGCGGUCGCCCUCCCUCCUCGACCUCCGAGCUCUUGGCGUCUCAUCUCUCUCAGAAGACGACUACUAUACGACGUCGGGCCCCUUCCGAGCGUGGCUGACUAACGAGCGAGGGCUUGUGCUCUCCGAACUCAGCUCCGAGGAGGGAAGGAAGUACUUCCGCCGCUUCGUGAGACGGUGGAACGACGGCGCGCUGUCACGGAAGUACUACGAGUCGAACUCAGGCCCUUCAUCGGAAGUCGGGGGUUCAAGACCACCUCCGCCGUCGCAUGCAAUGCCGCCCUUCCCGCCCUCCGGCGCGUCGAUCUCCGCCCCGCGUCAUGAGGAAGAAUCAAGUGACGAUGAGAUUGGUCCACGGCCCCCGUCUCCCGUCGGACCUUCCUUCCCAGUACGCCCCACGCAUUCCGAUAUCCAGUAUGCUCGGGAAGCGGCCGCCGAGCAAGCAGCCCUGGAACGCAAGUUCGAGCGCAAAGUUGCCCGCAGAGAGGCAUACGAGCGCGCUGAGGAGAUUGCGCCCAAAAUGGGCGGGAAGGAAGGUCGCAUCGCGGAGAAGAAGGCUGCCAAUGCUGCCAACAAGGAGAUGCGCGAGAAGGACACUGAUGCCGUCGUCGACGAGGCUAUGCUGCUCGGCGACGGGGGCGGGUUUGCUGCCGCUAUCCGAGCGAGGGAAGCCGCCGCGGCGCGCCGCGCUGAGCGCAAAGCUGAUGAAUUUGCUGAACGCAAGGCCGCCAUGGACGAGCGCAUGACUGAGCGACGUCAGAAAGAGGCAGCGACGAUGGACAUAUCGCCAGACGUCACCACCGCUAUUAUCCUCGACACCAUGGCGGCAACCCUACCCUUCAGCCUGGGCGCGCUGCGCUCGCACGUCAUCUUCGUGCCGCCGGCGUCGAGCUCGACCGACGACGGGUGGGAGGUCGUCGACUCUCCGCAGGACGAUGGACUUCCGGCGCCGAAGAACUCGCGCAUCGCGCUCCGCGACAAGGACAUCAUUGUUGCGUUCGGCAAGGAGAUCCGCAUGACGAGUUUGACGGGACCGGGAUGGGAGAUCAAUGGCGGUACAGUUGGAGGAUACAAGUCGCCCCACCUCACGUUCAACAUCCACUCGCUCGUGCUGAACCCGACGGGACGACUGCUCGCUGUCGUCGGACAUCACCAGCUUGUCAUUCUCGUGCUCCCGCGAUCCGGCUUUGCAUCCUCUGUCGGAGGCGACAUUGCAUGCCAUGAAUACGACGUUCUCCGACCGCAAGACCCCGUACAGUCGUUCAACUUUCUCGCGGACCGAUCGAAGGGAAGCAAGUUCUCAGCAAUCGACCCGCUGUCGCAGUACGCGACGUCGUUCUCCUUCUCGCACGGUACCGUCGACUUCGGCCCCCUCAUGGUUUACGCGCUCAUGGCAAACGGCGAUGUCUACGUCAUGGGCCCCGUGCUCCCGCUGCACGCCGAGGUGCCGGCCGCAUACCUACAGAGCCUGCAGGCGUGGGCUACGGAACGACAAAAGCGAUUGAAGGGUGACGGGAAGCAUGGCGCGGAGCACGCGAGCCUCCUCGGCCGCGCUGGACUGCAGUCGCAGUGGGUGGAUGCUCUGAUGCGGCAAGCAGAGAAGAAGGACGAGGAGCCGUCACCCGAGCAGCCGCGGAAGCACCGCCGCGGAUUUGGCCUCCGCGAUCCCUCCCCGGAACGCACGCCUGAGCGCACUCCCCCGCGGCCAGGUUUCGUCCAUGUCCACCCGCCGCAUCUGACGCCGAGCGGCUCGCCCGCGCCCGGCGUACACCGGCCGCUGCUCCGCCAGGGACCUGUGCUGUUUGACCCCGCGCCGCAGGAGGUUGGAAACGGAGACGAGAUCGACGAGCAGAUUGCGAGUGACAUUGUCGUCUUCCCCGCCGUGCCAGCUGAGGUGGACUCAUCACCGUCAGAAGACGCCCAGCCGAUCAACGUCGUUGGCAUCGCAUGGUCUGGCGGCCGCAUUGACAUCGGUGUUGAGGAGGUGGCGCCUGAGCCGCGGUGGCUUUCCUCCCGCGACCCCGUUGACGCCGAGAUCGUCGUACCCAUCGUCGAGAGCGUCCUUGCCUCCUACCCGCCGGUAGAGCCUGAGGCGCUCGCUAUCAACGCACCCCGCUUUGUCGCGGACCCGAUCCACCGUGAUGUGUUCUACGUCCAAUCCGCCUUCUCCGUUGACACCGUAUCCGUCGCACCACCGACGAAACCAAUCAUCGGCACCGCGACAUUCUGCAACAUUACCCUGGGCUACGGUCUUAUUGCUCUCGCUGCUGGCGGCCAACUCGUCGCCGUCGAGAUGGACAUGCGUGUCGCUGACCGCGACCCGCAACCUGUUCCGGAGCCUGAGAAGCCGAAGCCGGCCGAGGAGUCGCACCAGCUGCUGACCAAGGCGUUUAACCCAGCUCUGGACUCCAAGACGGCCAACCCGCUCGCUGCUGUUCGCAAGCUUCCCGACAGCAGGAAGGAGCUGAAGGAGAUCGGGCCGCAGCACCUGCGAGCUCUCGCCGACGCUGCGGCGCAGGUGAACAAGCAGGCCGAGGCGAUCCGCAACGCCAGCGCCAAGGUCGAGGCGCGCGUCGAGCUGCAGGCGCAGGAGUACCAGCGCCAGCUGACUCUACUUCGCGAGUCGCAGACAGCACUGCAGUCGAUCCAGGCCGAGACCGACGAGCAGGCGGAGCGCACCGAGCGCCUCGUCGACGAGCAGGCCGCCCUCAGUGCGCGUCUCGACGCCGUCCUGAACGCAAUGCUAGCCGAGUACAGGCCGCAGAUUGGCGAGGUCGAGCGCAAGUGGUUCGACGAGCUGGAGCGCAUCAAGGCUCGUAUCAGCGGACGGAAGGGUAUCGCCCACCGCGCCAAGAUCCUCAAUGAGCAGCUCGAUGUCGUCCGUCCUCUGGCGCAGAGGAGGAAGGAGCAGCAUGAAGCGGCGUACGGACAUCGCCAGCUCAAGCCGCUCGAACACGCGCUCAGCGAGCGCAGCGACGAGCUUGCGCGCAUCAUGCGGAGGAUGGAGACGCUCAGCCUGCGCGUGGAGGGUGCGGACGAGGAUAAGCUUGGUCUCCUACACCCGUUAGCUGACCCCGAUCCGUCGAUCCGGGGUUACGUACCGCUUGACCACGACCCUUUCUCCGUCCUUGACGUUCAUCUUGAACUUGCGCGCUCCCUGUCCGAGCCUGCCUUGCCGGGACCGGAUGAUCCAGCUCCCGUCGUGUUUCCGCCGGGGAAGACGCUCCAGCUUGCCCUGCAGCACGAGCGCAAAGUCGCCGCAGAGACAGUACUGGAAAACACGGCGCGCGUGUAUACUUUCGGCAUGCCUAAAGGUGUUGUUGUUGUCUUCCUUUGCUCUGCAACUCUAGGACGUCAUGUCGCGCUCCAUCUUGGUGGCAGAAUGCCCCCGCCUGCCGACGGACUCGUUGCGUACUCCGCCGACCUCCACUCUCCCGAGUCAACGCUGCCGAGCAUUCCGGCCACGAUCCGGACGCAGCUCGCCUCCGGUCCCAGCGUGAGCGAGGGCGCGACGGCGUCCUGCCGCCCGGCCCAGACGGAGGUGAACGGCUGGAUCCGCUCCGUGCGCGCGCACAAGAAUGUCGCCUUUGCCGAGAUCGACGACGGGACAGGCGGCAGCGUCCAGGCCGUGCUGAAGGGGAAGGGAAAGGCUGAUGGACUCACGCUCGGUUCCAGCGUCAGCAUGCGCGGCGCGCUCCUCCCCUCCCGCGGCUCGGGGCAGGCAUUGGAACUGCUCGUCGACGAGGCGAAGAUCCUCGGUCUGGCGGAUCCGGAGACGUACCCGAUCCAGAAGAAGGCGUUGCCGGCGUCGUUGCUGAGGGAGAACGCGCAUUUGCGGUAUAGAACAGGACAGGGUGCUGCCGUUGCGCGAGUCCGGGACGCGCUGGAGAGGGACUGGCACGACUGGUUCGAGCAGGACCACGAGUUUGUGCGCGUGCAUACCCCCAUCUUGACGAGCUCUGACUGCGAAGGUGCCGGCGAGACCUUCACUCUGGCCGAGAAGGACGCGAAGGAGCCCUUCUUCUCUAAGCCAGUCAAUCUGACAGUUUCGGGCCAACUGCACCUCGAGGCGCCCACCCUCAGCCUCACCAGGUGUUACACACUGGGUCCCUGCUUCAGGGCAGAGGCGAGCCAGACCAACCGCCACCUGUCCGAGUUUUACAUGCUCGAGGGCGAGGUCGCCUUCAUCAGCACGCUGCCGCAGCUGCUCGACGUCGUCGAGGCCGGGUUCAGGGAUACGCUGAAGCGCAUGCUUGAGGGCGAGGGCGGGCGGGCGAAGCGGGAGAGGGCGGACCUGGAGAGGAUCCAGCGGUAUCGCGCCGCCGAGGUCGUGGAGGAGGAGAGCGAGGUGGCCGAGGCUGCGGCGGGUGCUCCCUCGUCCUCUCCCUCUUCCUCGUCAGAGGGCGACAUCCUGGCACACCUGAAGGCUGCUGCUGACAAGCCCUUUGCGCGCGUCAGUUACGCCGACGCCAUCACGAUUCUGCAGGAACAGCACCAGAAAGUGCCCUUCCAGCACGAGCCGGAGUGGGAUGAGGGCCUGACGAGCGAGCAGGAGAAGUGGCUCGCUGGCUCCCAUUUCGGCGGGCCAGUGUUUGUCACGGACUACCCGGCCGCUCAGAAGCCGUUCUACAUGCUCCCCUCCGAGGUGGCGCAGCAGGCCGACCUCGAGCGGAACGGCACGCCCCUCCCGCCCACUCCGCCUGCGCCGACUGUUGCCGCCUUCGACCUCCUCUUCCCUGGGAUUGGGGAGAUGGCGGGAGGAUCCCUACGCGAACACCGCCUCGAUGCCCUCGAGGCCGCUAUCGCCAAGGCUGGACUCAGGCCAGAGGACUACAGGUGGUACCUCGACCUGCGGGCUUAUGGGUCCGCACCCCACGGCGGCUGGGGUAUGGGCUGGGACCGGUGGGUCAGCUUCGUCACCGGUGUCGCGAACAUCAGGGACGUUGUGCCGUUCCCCCGCUGGGUUGGCAACUGCCGCUUCUAA
Messenger RNA from Trichosporon asahii var. asahii CBS 2479, 5310 nucleotides. RefSeq lists its product as uncharacterized. The record is from RefSeq and is a predicted model, not a curated record. Bases 1 to 5310 code for a protein of 1769 amino acids. NCBI's taxonomy places the organism in Eukaryota, Fungi, Basidiomycota, Tremellomycetes, Trichosporonales, Trichosporonaceae. Gene Ontology annotation, cellular component: mitochondrion. The transcript has 12 exons. Gene Ontology annotation, molecular function: ATP binding; asparagine-tRNA ligase activity; nucleic acid binding. Gene Ontology annotation, biological process: asparaginyl-tRNA aminoacylation.